Molecule: messenger RNA, 959 nt
Organism: Hibiscus syriacus
Lineage: Eukaryota; Viridiplantae; Streptophyta; Magnoliopsida; Malvales; Malvaceae
Product: probable membrane-associated kinase regulator 6
Exons: 2
Coding region: 1-615 (204 amino acids)
Source: RefSeq, a predicted model, not a curated record
AUGGAAACCUCGCAAUCUCUAGCCACUGAUAGUUUCUCCUACAGUUGGUUAUCCGACCGUAAACCCUCCUUAGAUGGCCUCCAUGAAGAUUCCUUUAGCAACUGUUGUGAAGAUUCAAAUAGAUUUCUCAUAGACCACAACUUCAAGUUCGAGUCCAUUGCUCCAACUCCUCAACCUUUUGUUCAUGCCGAUGAGCUUUUCACCAAUGGCUUCAUCAGACCUGCUUAUAUUGAUCCUUCGAAGGGAGAUUCAUGCACCACCUUAGAUUCCAUUGAAACCCCACCCUUUUCUUCGAGAACUGACCGAAUCCCCAUGGAGGGGAGGAUUCAUUGCAGCUUUCUUGGAAAAUACAGGAGAUCAACAAAGAAAAUGUUGAGAAAUCUUUUUGAGAAUCUGAGACCUUUGUGCCAUAAGCUAGGGUGCUUUAGAAAAAGUACCGGGGUUGAUGAUAUUGAGAGGAGUAUAAUGUGGAGAACUAAGAGCCGGAACGGUGCACCACUAGGGUCUACGCAACGGAUCACAGCUUGUAGCACUUCAAUGGGGGGCGAUUCAUGUUAUCUUGAGAACCCUAUUUAUGAGGCCGUUCUCCAUUGCAAAAGAUCAAUAGGAAAAUAAUUCAUCCAUGCUCUCAUAUGAGGAAAAGAUAGAGAAGUUGAAGAGAUGCAUGGUGGAAGCUGAUGAAGAAGAGUCAAUUUGUUCUAGGAUAUUAAACGACAGAAAAUAUUAUUUCUUAAACUAUCGAGAUUAAACUAAUGGAGUAUCAUACUUCUCUGUUUUGUUCUUCACUGUGUCAUUUGUUGUGGCCCAUGCUGUGUGAGACAUGGUUAUUGAUGGGAUUAUAUGGAAGUUUUCUUUGAAACUUCGAAGAUAUCUGUUGACAGGUUAGAUCGUCUGGCAAAUUAUAGCAUUACGUGUUUGAAUACCUUGUGAUUAUAAUCAAUAAUGUUAAUCGUGGCCUC